AAGCCAUAUUCAUGUCCAGAAUGUGGGAAAUGUUUUACUGAGAAAUCAAAUCUUGUUCAACAUCGAAGAACUCACACAGGAGAGAAACCAUUUUCAUGUUUAGAGUGUGGGAAAUGUUUUACUCAGAAAUCGCAUCUCGUUCAACAUAAAAGAGUUCACACGGGAGAGAAACCCUUUGCAUGUGCAGUGUGUGGGAAAUGUUUUACUGACAAAUCACAUCUUGUAAAACAUCAAAGAAUUCACACAGGGGAGAAGCCAUUUUCAUGUGGAGAGUGUGGGAAAUGUUUUAAUGACAAAUCGCAUCUUGUUCAUCAUCAAAGAAUUCACACAGGAGAGAAGCCAUUUUCAUGUUCAGAAUGUGGAAAAUGUUUUACUGAGAAAUCAACUCUUGUUCAACAUGGAAGAACUCACACAGGAGAAAAGCCAUUUUCAUGCUUAGAAUGUGGGAAAUGUUUUGCUCAAAAAUCAAAUCUUGCUCAACAUAAGAGAACUCACACAGGAGAGAAGCCAUUUGUGUGUUCAGAGUGUGGGAAAUGUUUUCGUAACAAAUCACUACUUGUUCAACAUCAAAAAAUUCACACAGGGGGGAUGCAAUUUCCAUACUUAGAAAGUGCAGAAUAUUUUACUGAGAAAUCACAUCUUGUUCAACAUCAAAGAACUCACACAGGGGAAACGCCAUUUUCGUGCUCAGAAUGUGGACAUUUUUUUACAAAGAAAUCAUCUCUCGUUCAACAUCGAAGAACUCACACAGGAGAGAAGCCGUUUUGGUGUUCAGAAUGUGGGAAAUGUUUUGCUCAGCAAUCAAGUCUUGUUAAGCAUAAAAGAACCCACACAGGGGAGAAGCCAUUUUCAUGUGCAGAGUGUGGAAAACGUUUUACUCAGCAAUCAGAUCUUGUCAAGCAUAAAAGAACUCACACAGGAGAGAAGCCAUUUUCUUGUUCAGAAUGUGGGAAAUGUUUCGCUGGGAAAACAACACUUCUUAAACAUUUGAGAAUUCACACGGGAGAGAAGUCAAUUCAGAGCAGUAAAUGAUGCAGAUAACACAUCUAUAUAUUCACCAUGUACAUAGGAUAUCUGACAUUUAUACAUAUAUCAUAUACUGCAUCUCCAAACUUGUUACCAAUUGUUAAUAAACGAUUUAUUUUAGAACGUAGUCACCGAUCCGGCGAUGUCAUCACUAGAGUUUACAUGGUAGGAAAAGAUGAACCAAAAUAACGCACAUUCGUAGGAGGAAAAAGGGAUUGUCCCAAAGCCAGAAAGAGGACUCUAUAUACCCACUAUAAAUAGUCAUGGUAUCCCCUAUUUUACCUGUAAGUCAAGCUGUGGACUCCAAUAAGCUAAUGGAUCCCAAAAAAAAAAGAAAGUGGAGCCACUCCAAAAAGUGCAAUAAAAAUAAUUAUAUAUUCACAAGUAUACAAAGUAUAUGAUGAAAAGCCAAUACCUCAAUAGGUCACAAGUAUAUUUUGUGAAUAAAGGGUAAGUGCCCGACUACAAGUAUAAUGCUAUUGAGAAGCAAUAAGUUGGUAUUAUGGCCUGAACUAUAGGCUCUAAUAAUGCCGAGACGAUGCAACAAUAAAAAGCCAUAUACAUGAGCCCAAAUACGAUACUGACCAGAGGAAAAAGUGCAAGUGCAAAUUGAGGAGAGUAGAGACAGCUGCGGGCUCCGGGAUAGCGUCACCCCAAAACGCGUUUCGGCACGUUCAGCCUUCGUCCGGGAGCGAGACGCUCCCGGACGAAGGCUGAACGUGACGAAACGCGCUUUGGGGUGACGCUAUCCCGGAUCCUAGAGGCGCUAUCCCGGAUCCUAGACCCCUCUUAUAUAUAUAGAGAGCAAUCCAAUCAGAUUCCACAUAUCAAUACACCUUAAACAUUAACAAUAAAGUG
Molecule: messenger RNA, 1884 nt
Organism: Hyla sarda
Lineage: Eukaryota; Metazoa; Chordata; Amphibia; Anura; Hylidae
Product: oocyte zinc finger protein XlCOF22-like
Exons: 1
Source: RefSeq, a predicted model, not a curated record